AUGAUUGCUGCUACCGUGUUCCUCGUGGCAGAGACGAUGUCAGAGAACGAUUUCGAUUACGUUAUGCCCGUACCAUUCUUUGCUCAUCCAUUAGACAAAUUUACUGUGGGUAAAGACGCUCGUGUGAUCAGUUGGGCAAAAGAUCGCAUGGCUGACAAUGGUACGGAAAGACUCAAGUACGUCACAUUGCCGAUUAUAGACAAUAAUAUGUGUAAACGAUACUGGGACAUCGACAGUGAGCACGUUUGCACGGUUGCAGGACUGGAACGAGACGCUUGUCAGAGUGACACCGGUGGAGCUCUCGCCGCAGUAGAUGUUAAUGGCCUGCAACGUCAAAUCGGUAUUGCAAGUUACGGAGACACACUUUAUUCCAGCGAUGCACCUGGAGUCUUUACUAAGGUUUCCGCACAUAUAGAGUGGAUUUACGAUGUGACACAUAUACGUACCCUGGGAAACGCGCUAAAAUUUUAUCCGACAGUCGCUUAUCCUGCGAAACUUGCGAGCACGGAUGCUUCGGGCGGACAGGUGUGCGCGGCUUUAAGUUUCACGACGCUCCCUCGAGGUUUUACGAUCAGCGGACCGGACGAAGGCUUGAUCCCGGAUCCCGGAAUACGGUGUUGGCUGGUUCCAGCGUCUAUCUGA
Messenger RNA from Vollenhovia emeryi, 642 nucleotides. RefSeq names its product plasma kallikrein-like. The transcript has 4 exons. Gene Ontology annotation, molecular function: serine-type endopeptidase activity. Lineage: Eukaryota; Metazoa; Arthropoda; Insecta; Hymenoptera; Formicidae. The record is from RefSeq and is a predicted model, not a curated record. Gene Ontology annotation, biological process: proteolysis. The coding region runs from base 1 to 642 and encodes 213 amino acids.